Engraulis encrasicolus (European anchovy) is the source of this 822-nucleotide messenger RNA. RefSeq names its product butyrophilin subfamily 1 member A1-like. Gene Ontology annotation, cellular component: external side of plasma membrane. The transcript has 6 exons. Lineage: Eukaryota; Metazoa; Chordata; Actinopteri; Clupeiformes; Engraulidae. The record is from RefSeq and is a predicted model, not a curated record. Gene Ontology annotation, biological process: T cell receptor signaling pathway; regulation of cytokine production. The coding region runs from base 1 to 822 and encodes 273 amino acids. Gene Ontology annotation, molecular function: signaling receptor binding.
AUGGCUCCAGCCAUGUGGAGGGUUCUUCUAACUCUGCUUCUUCUAAAUGGGGCAGACCUCGUCAAUGCUGCCUCAUCUCCAGAGGUCUUCAAUCUGAUUGGUCAGAAUGGUCCUGUGACAGCUCCAAUUGGGUCAUCCGUCACCCUCCCCUGUGCCCUCUCCCCGUCCUUCAGUGCAGUACCUCUACAGGUGCGAUGGCAUCGACCCGGCUCCUUUCAGAAGCCAUUUCUGAUGUAUGACGAUACUCAGAUACAGCCUGACACAGCAAACCCCCAGUACCAGGGCAGGGCGUCUCUGGUUGGAGAUCUGAAUAAGGGCGAAGUGUCCCUCAAACUGACCAACAUCACCCUUGCUGACAGGGGCCAGUAUGUGUGUCAUGUGAAGAGUAGGAUAUGGUACACUGAUCUCGACAUCAGCCUCAUGGUCAAGGUUGUAGGUAGUGUUCCAGUUGUGUGGUCUUUCGAUAUGGGAAGUGGACAGGUGAAUGUUACCUGUGAGUCGGAGGGUUGGUCUCCACAGCCCACACUCAUCUGGAGAGACUCCAGAGGGACACACAUCAGCAGCAACUCCAGUAAUGUGAACUUCUUCUCAGAUGAGGAUGGUUUGGUGUCAGUGCGCUCCUGGCUGCUCUUCUCCCCCUCACACUCAGAGUGGCUCUCCUGCUCUGUGGGGCUGUCUGACCAGGAGACCACCCAGAGCAGGGUGGCAUUACGCACAACUGCAGGAAGUGUCACCCAGUCCUUCAGUGGAGACCCCUACUGCCCAACAGCCUCCAUCAACACUAAUGCCCAGACCAGUGGCAGCAUCAUGAAAGAAGACUAG